AUGCAGGUGCUCCAAGACCACGCUGCAAAGACAGUCAUACCGGCUCCACAUCGUCCACCUUUUGUGGCUUCCCAGGGUUUGCAUCAGUGCAACUAUGACCAAAUCUGGGAGCAUAUUUAUAGCAACGUCAACCUCUACCAGAGUGAAAAUAUGAAGGAAGAUGACCUUUCAGUGGAACAAAAUGAGAAUGACCCAGUACAAAUAAGUCUCAGCCAACAUGCUGGUGGGCCUUUCAAGCAGAAAAAAGAGACAGGAUACAGCUAUGUUACAACCCUGCAACUGCUGGGCUUAGAUGACGGGACUGAGCCCAGUGAUGGGAAUCCUGUCUUGAUGAAAGGAGCCUACCUGUCUUUUCUGUAUCUGCGCCACCUGCGAAUCAGGGAGCUGCAGCGCACCUGCUUAGGAAUUCUGAACUAUUUCAGAUCUGUUGAGCGAACCCUGACGAUCAACACUUCAGGUCUUACCUCGAUUUCAGGGAACUUGGUUGCCACCAUGGAAGACCCUUCCUGGGUUAAUACCGCAAAAGGAGGCUUGGGCACCUUGCAAGGCCUAGGAGCUGAGCACUAUGUCCAUGGUACACCUGCUGAGCACAAGCACACUGUAUGGGAGCAGAAGUUUGCUAUUUGGUCCAUUUUGACUGGCAAAAUAAACGUCACCUUUUUCCGGAAAUUUCUGGGCUUGACUUUCUUUCUUCAGGUCCACAGUGUGCAAUUCCUGGAAUUCUCAGAAGUGGAGAACCAGGAUGACUACUACAGCACAGGAGCUGGCUAUAUCCUCACCCAGGACCAGCAAGGAGCAUAUAUCAUGUAUGAUGAAGCCUUGAGUGACCUGAAGGAACUAGAAACAGAACUGCUGCUCCUGGCCAGCCAUUACAUAGAGAAAGAAAAAAGUCACAAAGAGGGCAGCAAGUCAAGGACCAGCCAGGACUGGGGAUGGGCCCACCCAGGUGUGGACAGGUUUCCUGUGCUGUACGAUAUGUGGACUUGGGAAGCAGCCCUUCUAGAACACAAGCACCAGCUUCUUGACAGUUACUUUGAAGCUUACCAGCACGUGUUGGACCCUGAGGAGAGGUUUGCCUUAGCACAAGUAAUCACUGACAUCAUGCACCGGCGCCCAAGGUUUGAUCCCAGCCAACCUUAUUUCAUUGAAGCCUACAGAGAUGAUUGCACCUACCUGAGCCUUCACCUGCAGCUGGUGAGGAGCAUCCUCAACCAGCACAUAGAGUGUCAGCGGGAAUACGUCCAGAGGCUUUGGCAAGAAGGGUGCUCAGAUGAUAGCAAUAAAUUCGGACUUCCCCUUAACAUAAUUUGCAAGCAACUUAUUUCCAUCAACAAUAGCAGCCCAGCACUGAAAAACAUUUAUCUGCUGGAAUUCCACCCUUCACUCGGCCUGGCAUCGCUUAUUCCCAAAGCCCUUGAGCAUCUCCUCCAGGAGUCCCGAGGCACAUGCAGACCCGCAUCGGCCAGCCGUCUCGCCCAGCUGGAGAAUCGCGUGCUUCAGCUAGCCCUGGAUGUGUGGCUCACCCCAGCCAAGCCCGAGUCCUGGUACAGCGCACAGCUCCAGAAAGAUUUGUUUUCAGCUAAAAUAAUGGGAGAUCCCUUUCUUGUGGUGGAGCUAGGCCUGCUUGCAUUCAAGUCUGCAGCAGAUGAAGGACAGAAGCAAGGCCAAGAUUCUCAUGUGCUGCUCCUGGAGACCUUUUCCAAACUUCUGGAACUAUUGACCCUCCGCCAUCGGCUGAUAGAAAUGAGUCUGGAGAGUGCACACUUAGCUCGGCUGUAUAAGGAAUUGGCAUGGGAGAUGGGUUUUGAAGAGUUCCAUUUGUACCUGAGACCUGUUCAUUUUGAAUUUGCAUCACAUAAGGAGAAGGCAGACCAACCACCUCCCAUCUUUAUUACUUCUCUGCUGGAGGACAGUGAUCGGGUAGACAGAUAUUCUCCUACUACUCUUGUCUUAGCUAUCACUGAGGUGGAUGAUAAUCAAGUUGGCAAGUUUAGUUUUUAUACAAAGGAAGCCAUCCUUAAGCUCUUGUUCCAUUCAGGAGUGGAAAAUAUGCAAGUGACGCUUGCAUGCCAAGCUGCUCAGAAAAAUGCCUUGAUGGUCGCUGUCCAGCAGGUGUCCUUCUAUCAUGAGCCCCAUGGGAGCUGUACAGCCGAAGUCAAGGUCAGCCUGUAUGCUAGAGAAGGCUGAGGCAUGCUACCACUACAGGGGCUUAGACUGUCCCCUCCCUUCCUCUUUCCCUCUCUAUCUUCCUUUUAAUCUUUGUUUCUUCCCUCUUUGUCUCCCUCCCUUCCUCCCUAACAUGAAUCAAAGCAUGACCAAAUUCUUACUAUCUUUUUUUUUUUUUAACAAUUCAGUAAUAC
Loxodonta africana (African savanna elephant) is the source of this 2360-nucleotide messenger RNA. It is a transcript of the gene CCDC162P, whose product is annotated as coiled-coil domain containing 162. The coding region runs from base 1 to 2187 and encodes 728 amino acids. The record is from RefSeq and is a predicted model, not a curated record. NCBI's taxonomy places the organism in Eukaryota, Metazoa, Chordata, Mammalia, Proboscidea, Elephantidae. The transcript is spliced from 13 exons.